This is a messenger RNA of Tachysurus fulvidraco (yellow catfish), 3145 nucleotides long. RefSeq names its product OFD1 centriole and centriolar satellite protein (gene ofd1). NCBI's taxonomy places the organism in Eukaryota, Metazoa, Chordata, Actinopteri, Siluriformes, Bagridae. Gene Ontology annotation, cellular component: centrosome; ciliary basal body. Gene Ontology annotation, biological process: epithelial cilium movement involved in determination of left/right asymmetry. Gene Ontology annotation, molecular function: protein binding. Bases 65 to 2953 code for a protein of 962 amino acids. The transcript has 21 exons. The record is from RefSeq and is a predicted model, not a curated record.
UUAUAGUGUGUGCACACGUGUGUGUGUGUGUGUGUGAGAGAGAGAGAGAGAUCUGAGCCUGACGAUGUCUGCAGAUGAAGAUCAGAGUUUAAGUGCAGAGGAUCUGAGACAGAGACUUUACCAGAGUUUUAAACACAAAGGAGUUCUGGACUGUGUGAAGACGCAGCUCAGGAAUCAGCUGAUUGUGGAGCUUCAGCGUGAAGCUCUUUCUCGGAUGGUUUCGGACAAAUCCCAGUCUCUCUCACUUCUUGCCUCCAACAGCCUGGUGAUCCAUCACCUCCAGAGCUCUGGCUAUGAGUACACCCUGUCUGUCUUCUACCCUGAGUGUGGGAUCAGCAAGGAGAAGGUUUUUUCAACAAAGGACAUUCUUCAGCUUCUGAGAAUCAGCCCACGAUCUCCAGCAUACAGACAUCUGGUGACAGAUGAUCACAGUGGACAGAAAGGUUUAUUAAUAAAUCUACUGACCGAGUUCACGGACCAUCGGCUUGAGACGCGAGUGUGUGACGCUGAAACACAGACAUCAGGCGAUCACAGCGAGUCCCUCGUGAGGAAGAUGCAGGUGAUUGAUGAAGAGUAUGAGCUCCUGAGGCAGAGAGGACAGCGCUGGGCUUCAGUGGAGCUGAAACUGGCUGAAUACAGGAAGCAAAUGGAGGAGCAGGCAGAGGUGGAGCUGAAAUCCAAGAUUCAGCAUUUCCAGGAGGUGGAGAUUUCACGAAUGCAGAUGGAAGAGAGGGAAAAAUUCCAGCAGGAGCUGAUGGAGGUCCGACGACAGCUGGAGAGAAACUACGAGAUGAAAUCAGAGGCACUGAUGAACCGAGAGAAGAACGCCAUCGAGAGACUGCAGAGACAGCAGCAGUUGUUUUCGUGUGACUUGCAGAUUGAAGAAAAGGAAAUGUACAGCCAGCGUCAGGUUCUGCUGAAGGAGAUGGAGUCUGUUCACCACAGAGAAGCUGAGCUGAGACUCAGGAUGGAGACCUUCCAAAAGUCUUGUAAGCUGCAUGAGGAGAAGAUGAGAUGCUCAGAGGAGCUGUUGAGGAAGCAAGAGUUGGACGUGAGGAAGAUGGAAGAAACGUAUGACCUGAAGCUCAACAGUGAGAUCAGGAAGUAUCAGAUGGAGCUGAAGGAGGAUUACACCAGGAGGACUGAAGCCCUGAUGGAAAGCGAGAAGAGGAAUAAAGAGGAGACGGCCAGGAUUCAGAGGGAGGCUGUCGUCAUGGACACCAGGAGAGAGGAGCACCAACGAGUCAUGGGUCAGCUGGCCAGAGUGCAGGAGGAGCUGACAUCGGAGCGUGGGAAUGUGUGUGUGUUGGAGCAACAGAACGCAGUGCUUAAAGAAAAACUAGAGGGCGCUAAAGAUUACACAACCAUACAAAAUGAACGCAUGGAGCUGCAGGCUGAAGUUCAUCUGCUGAAGAAACAGCUGGAGGAAAGUCAGGAGGAGAAACGGAGACUCCAGCAAGAGUUAAACUCUCCGUCUCUGGAGCUGCUGAUGCUGCAGGCGGAGCUGAAAAGACUCGAAGCAGCUCGCAGUCUGGACCAGCAGGAGUUCCAGAACCAGAAGCAGGUCUUUCACAGCCAGCUUUCUCAGGAGGUGGAGCGAUGCUCCCAGUUACAGACUCAGCUCCUGGAGUGUGAGGAGAGGACCAGGUGGAUGUCCACACACACCGAAGAGCUCAAACAGCAGCUGAGACACACACAGCAAGCUCUUGAGAAUGAGGUUCUGAGGAACCCUAAACCCUCACUCAUGGACCCCUCUGUUCUCCAUCUGGACCCUGCUAGUGUGGCUCUCUCUGAUGUUGAAGGUUACCAUGACCAUUUGUGUGACCCAGGAAUAGCCACCAGAGGGCGGCGCUCACAGACCUCGGGUGAGGAGGCGGUAACAGCAGCACUUGCCAGAAUCCAGGACCUGGAAAAGGAGGCAGAGUCUUUGGAGGAAGCUUACAGAAACUACAGACGAAAAGGGGUCGUGUCUCAACUUCCACUCAAGGCCACUUCCUCUCCUGCUUGUGCCCCUUUGACCUUUAUCAGGGCAACAGGAGCAGCGACCAGAGUUUUUACAGAAGAAGUUUACACAGCCACAGAACUGAACCAGCAGCUGCCUGGUAACAUGACUCCGCCCACACUGGGCUCUCCACAAAUCAGACGCCUCUCGUCCACUCCAGUCUCCGCCUCCAAGACCAAGCCAAGAGCACACACUGAGCAAGUGAUGUUUUCAGGUUUGAGUUCUCAGAGAGAAAUGUCUCCGAUCCCUGUGGUCAGUUCAGAAGAACACACACACAUCACACCACCAAGCAGUCCUCAGCUGAAGAGCACAGCCCUGGAUAACAGUCCUCCAAACCUGCCAACGAGCUCCAGUUCGUCCCAAGCGUCGUCACCUCAGCCAGAAAAAAUCAGCAUUCAGGACCUGACGGCACUUCAACCUGAUUUGCCAGACGGUUCAGAGCAGCAUCAGGACCAGCAGAUGGACGAAACACACACACACACACGACAGGACAAUGUAGUUCAGCCAGCUACUGAAAAGAAGUCUAAGAAAGAAGAGGAGAGGAGGAUGAAUGAGGAAGAGGUCUGGAGGUGGCAGGAGGAGAGGAGGAUGAAGGAGGAGAGGAGACAGAGGGAGAAAGAGGAGGUUCUGGAGAGAGAGAGGAGCGAAAUGGAGAGACUUCAGGAGGAUUUUCACGUCCCAGAGGAGGAGAAGACAGGAGGAGCGACUGAGAUCACAGACAUGAGGACUGAAGUGAAGAUGGUGGAAGAGACAGGAGGAGAGACAGAGGAGGCUCAGAAGGAUCCACUACACAGAUACAUGCUGAUGGUGAUGCAGGGGAGAGAGAAGGAGAGAGAGCAGAAGAAAGAUGAAUCUGGGAGCCAGAGUCCUGAACCAGUAGUGAUGUCUGACCCCAAGGACGACAGCAUCGCCACUUUCUCCCACGAGGAUGCUGAUGAUGAUUUCUGGUGACGAUCCUUCAGUUUUAUGUUUUUAUUGUUUUUGUAGUUUAGUGUAAUUAACUUUGUGUUUGACUGCUGUUUAAAUCACACGACUAUAAACGAUUAUUUAUAACUAUUAGUAUGUAACAGAUUAUACUUUUGUAAUUAUUUAUUAGAAUGUUCUUUUUUUUUUAAAUAAAUUUGCUGUGAAAUCUUUUCCUAA